Poeciliopsis prolifica (blackstripe livebearer) is the source of this 1919-nucleotide messenger RNA. It is a transcript of the gene prkag3a, whose product is annotated as protein kinase, AMP-activated, gamma 3a non-catalytic subunit. The record is from RefSeq and is a predicted model, not a curated record. Bases 100 to 1110 code for a protein of 336 amino acids. Lineage: Eukaryota; Metazoa; Chordata; Actinopteri; Cyprinodontiformes; Poeciliidae. The transcript has 12 exons.
CAUACCACUCUGCAGCUCCUAAUAUAGACCCAACUGGUUUGUAACCAAACAGUCCCUGUCAUUCGAGAUCUGCUUUUUUUUUCAUGGACCAGCAGGAUAAUGGAGCCUCUUUCACAGGUGUCGUGUUCACCAGAGGAGCCGACGGUGAAGAAACAAGAGGCUGACACCACAGUCUACCUGAACUUCAUGAAAAGUCACACUUGCUACGACGCCAUUCCAAUCAGCUGCAAACUGGUCAUAUUUGAUACAACAUUACAGGUGAAAAAGGCCUUUUUUGCCCUGGUGGCAAAUGGCCUGAGGGCUGCGCCGCUCUGGGACAGCAAGUUGCAGAGAUUUGUGGGUAUGCUGACUAUUACUGAUUUCAUCAACAUACUCCACUGCUAUUACAAGUCACCUCUGGUCCAAAUGUAUGGACUGGAGAGCCAUAAGAUUGAAACGUGGAGAGGUGAUUCCCUUCAAAACGUGUACUUAAAGUCUCCAACUCAGUUCCUCAUCAGUAUUUCUCCACAGGCCAGCCUCUUCGAUGCCAUCUAUUCCUUACUCAGAUACAAGAUCCACAGGCUGCCAGUCAUCGACCCGGAGUCGGGAAACGUUCUCCACAUCCUGACUCACAAGCGAAUCCUCAAGUUCCUGCAUAUAUUUGGGAAAAAUUUGCCCAAGCCUGCAUUUCUGAAGAGGCCGGUCCAGGAGCUGGGCAUAGGGACGUUCAGGAACAUCGCUACAGUCCACCAAGCAUCACCGCUUUAUGAAGCCCUGUCCAUAUUUGUGGAGCGGCGAGUGUCAGCACUUCCUGUGGUGGAUGGACAAAGCAAAGUGGUGGCACUCUACUCGAGAUUUGAUGUCAUCAAUCUGGCAGCCCAGAAGACCUACAACAACCUGGACAUAACGAUGGAGGAAGCCAUUCGCAGACGCACGUGUUGCGUUGAGGGUGUGAUGAAGUGCUAUCCAGAUGAGUCUUUAGAAGCGGUUAUAGAUCGGAUAGUUAAAGCAGAGGUCCACCGGCUGGUUCUGGUGGACAGGCUGGAUGUUGUGAAGGGUAUUAUCUCUCUGUCUGACCUCCUGCAGGCUUUGGUCCUCACACCUGCAGGGAUCGAUGCUCUUCUGUCUUAGGAGGAAAUAGAAGAAGUUCCUCUUUUCUGCUUUUCUGCCUUUGCGGGCUUGACGUCUGGCAACGUGCAAAAGCAGGUACACUCUGAAGUUUCUCCACUCUUAGCAACAACCGUCCACCAUCUUAUUUAGCUCCCAUAACCAUGGUGUUUGUUUUCAUUCAUUUCUAAGAUGAAAAAUAUGAAAGAUCAUGUUUGGGAAGCACCAGAUGUAGGUAGUUUGAAAGGAGAGAAGAUGGCCAGGCUGUAAGAUGAUGAGUGUCUCCAAUCCCAUCUCUCACCAGGCUCCUCACACUGACUCAGUUUGCACAACGCAAUCAAUGUUUACUCUCUGUAAUCCUGUUUAUAUUCAGUACAUGUGAACAGAUCCAGAUGUUUUUUUUUUGUGUGUGUGUGUGUGUACUGUCACAAACAGCCAGCAGGAACCCACUCUAGUUUUCUUUAACCCACUCUCUUCCCCCACUUUACACGGUAAACAAGAAGCACGUGACCUUUCUCCUUAUCUGUGACGACGCUGAUGACGCCGCCGCCCAUCUGCGCUCCUCCCGUUGAGGGCGUCAAGCUGAAACGAUGAGAAGCGACAGCGGAAGUAGAUGUUUUUGAGCAAACGUGAAUCAAAAGGCGAUGUCAACGAUUCGACAUAUAUUUGAGUGUUUGUUUAUUCGUUAUUUUCAGUGCAAUUUAACAAUUAAUCCCAAAUGGGAAUUUGAUAAAAAAUAAAUGAAUUAAUUAAUAACCUUCUGGUACCAUUGUUGCUUUGUAGUAAGUAAUGAGGUGUAAUAAUAAUAAUGAUACUACUACUAAUAAUAAUAA